Molecule: messenger RNA, 999 nt
Organism: Trichoderma breve
Lineage: Eukaryota; Fungi; Ascomycota; Sordariomycetes; Hypocreales; Hypocreaceae
Product: ribosomal protein l3 domain-containing protein
Exons: 1
Coding region: 1-999 (332 amino acids)
Biological process (GO): translation
Cellular component (GO): mitochondrial large ribosomal subunit; ribosome
Molecular function (GO): structural constituent of ribosome
Source: RefSeq, a predicted model, not a curated record
AUGCCUCCCAGGAUACCAAUUCGAGUGGCUCUGCCACGCCUCGCCGCAGUCAACCGGCCGACACUCCUCCUCCCACACAUUCCCCAGCGAGGCAUCAAGUACGGCUGGUCGACCGCACCGCCUCGAUCCAAGCACAAGCGCUUCAACCAGCCGACUUCUGGCCUCCCCGCCCUGACGACCGGCCCCGCGGCUGCGCUCAAGCGUCGCGAGAACACAACGCCCCUGCGGACGGGCGUGCUCGCCGUCAAGAAGGGCAUGACGAGCAUCUUCCAGGGCAAGACUCGGGUGGUGUGCACGGUGCUGCAGAUGGACCAGGUGCAAGUCAUUGCGAACAAGACGCGCGAGAAGCACGGCUACUGGGCGGUGCAGAUUGGCCUUGGUGCUAGGCAGGGCCGCAACGUGACGAGCCCGAUGCUGGGAUACUACGAGGCAAAGGGCAUUGCGCCCAAGGCCGAGCUGGCCGAGUUCAAGGUGCGCAACGAGGAAGGUCUGCUGCCCGUCGGCGCGCAACUGUUGCCGGACUGGUUCCAGCUGGGCCAGCACGUCGACGUCAAGGCCCGGUCAAGAGGAAUGGGCUUUGCGGGUGGUAUGAAGCGUCACGGAUUUGCCGGUCAGGAAGCCUCGCACGGUAACUCCAAGAACCACCGAACGAUCGGUUCGACGGGUCCCUCGCAGGGCAGCGGAAGUCGUGUGCUUCCCGGAAAGAAGAUGCCCGGCCGCAUGGGCAACGAGUUCGUGACGGUGCAGAACCUCAAGGUGCUCAAGGUGGACAACGAGCUGGGCGUGGUGCUCGUCAGCGGGCCGAUUCCCGGUCCCAAGGGCCGCAUUGUGAGGCUCCAGGAUGCGAAGAAGAGGAAGGCCCCUGCGCUGCCGUACAGGGAGAAGGCGCGCGAGGAGCUGGAUCAGAGACAGCCCGAUCUGGAGACCAAGUUGGAGGAGGCGAGGUUGAGGCACUUGGAGAUGCAGGCCCAGCGGAGGUCACACAUGGCUGAAUUGUAA